AUGGACGAAGAAAUUAUAGAAGAAGUUCUCUCAUCAGCAUUGGAUAAUUUAGAAUCUUCACCAAACUCAGAAAUGAUGUUAAUGAAUGAUGAUGAUGACGAUGAUAAUGAUGAAGCUAUAGAUCCAGAUUUAAUUGCAAUGAUUCAACAACAAUCAAUCGUUCCUACUACUAGUUCUUCUGUUGUCGUAUCGUCCAUCGAAGAGAUUCCUGCUACUGAUGAUGAUGAUGAUUUCGUUGAAGAUGAAACAGCACUCGAAAGAAUUAUUGCAUUAAAAGAAAUGUUUCCAGAAACUAUUCGAAAUACUCUAGGAACAAUAAAUAGUACAUUGUUGAAUACAUCAAAAUUAGCUUAUGAUAAAGGUCGUUCAGCUGCUUGGUGGAUUACUUCAAGUAUGUGUGUACUCGUUUUUCCAAUUCUUAUUCAAAAAGAAUUAUUACAAAUUGCGGAACAAAUCAGUCACGAACAACGAUCGAUUCUUUUGGGACCACAAGCAGCUACAGGUGCUCUCAGUGGUAGUGCAUUUUAG
Molecule: messenger RNA, 528 nt
Organism: Rotaria socialis
Lineage: Eukaryota; Metazoa; Rotifera; Eurotatoria; Philodinida; Philodinidae
Source: the annotation of a GenBank genome assembly